Otolemur garnettii (small-eared galago) is the source of this 1498-nucleotide messenger RNA. It is a transcript of the gene PEX11A, whose product is annotated as peroxisomal biogenesis factor 11 alpha. Lineage: Eukaryota; Metazoa; Chordata; Mammalia; Primates; Galagidae. The transcript is spliced from 5 exons. Gene Ontology annotation, cellular component: peroxisomal membrane. The record is from RefSeq and is a predicted model, not a curated record. Gene Ontology annotation, biological process: peroxisome fission; regulation of peroxisome size. The coding region runs from base 1 to 1182 and encodes 393 amino acids.
AUGGGGGGCGGCAGAGGAGUCCCCUGUUCCAGGCAGGCCCAGAACUGCUUGCUAGAGCCGCACAUCCCGCGGGCAGCAGCAGUGGAGUUCCCCACUCCAGGCACCUGUGCCAGGCAGGCCCAGAACUGCUUCCUAGAGCUGCGUGCCUUCCACGGGCGGUGGGUGGUGAUGGAGGAGUUCUCUGCUCCAGGCAGCAGCAGAGGAGUCUUCAGCUCUGAGCGGGCCCAGAACUGCUUCAUAGAGCUGCCACGAAAGCCGCACGGCUCUCGGGGAGCAGGCCCGGCGCUGGGGGCAACGGGGCCCGCGGGUUCUCGAGCUGCAGCGACCGACCGGGGUUCCACCCGCUUCCCGGGGCCUGGGCUCCGUGGGAAGGCGCGAAGCUCCGGGAACGCUUGCGGCUGGGGCCGCGACACCCUCAGGCCUCCUCUAGGUCACUCUUCAGAGUUUUAUUUGGUUUGUAAAUCAUUCUCCUCAUGUUUUUCUUUCCAUUUCAGAGCCACUCAAUACACAUGCAUGUUGCUUAGAUAUUUGUUAGAGCCUAAAGCUGGCAAAGAGAAGGUGGUAAUGAAGCUUAAGAAACUGGAGUCCAGUGUGAGCACUGGCCGUAAAUGGUUAAGACUAGGCAAUGUGGUACAUGCCGUACAGGCCACUGAGCAGAGCAUUCAUGCCAAUGACCUGGUACCCCGUUUGUGCCUGACAUUAGCCAACCUCAACCGUGUGAUUUAUUUCAUCUGUGACACAAUCCUCUGGGUAAGGAGUGUAGGUCUCGCCUCUGGCAUCAACAAAGAGAAAUGGCGAAUAUGGGCUGCCCGCCACUACUACUAUUCUCUCCUGCUGAGCCUGGGCAGGGAUCUAUAUGAAAUCUCCCAGCAGAUGGAACAGGUUGCACACAACAGGGCCAAGAGGGAGAAAUCCUCACCCCGGGAUCAUCUGGAGUACAGCGUGGCUGAUGAGGAGACUGAAUGGCUCCAGUCCUUUCUUCUUCUCUUAUUCCGUUCUCUGAAGCAGCAUCCUCCCCUCCUCCUUGACACAGUGAAGAACUUUUGUGAUAUUCUGAACCCUUUGGACCAGCUGGGAAUCUAUAAAUCCAAUCCUGGUAUCAUUGGACUUGGAGGACUUGUGUCCUCUGUGGCAGGCAUGGUCAUUGUGGCAUAUCCUCAGAUGAAGCUGAAGACCCGCUAGUGUGUUUUCCGGCUGAGAAGUAAUAGUAUCUGCUUUAACAGAUGACCUUUUAGUGGAUUGGACAUUUGCAUUAGUCAUGGACCAUGUCAGACUGUACUUAAGUUCUUGUUCACGAGAACAUUUAGUGACCCGUGAUGUGAGCAGAGGUGGGGCCAAGAGUGCAGAAGGGGAGAUCAUGAAGAUUUCUGUGUAUUUUUUUAGAGUGCUGGAGUGACUUGUGAGUGUAUGGAUAUUUUCUCUUCAUCUAACAUUUAUUGAACCUCUCUUACAUGGAUAGUAGGAGCAUAGUGCUUGCUGAAUAAAUAAAAAUGGAAAG